Molecule: messenger RNA, 1269 nt
Organism: Talaromyces marneffei
Lineage: Eukaryota; Fungi; Ascomycota; Eurotiomycetes; Eurotiales; Trichocomaceae
Exons: 1
Coding region: 1-1269 (422 amino acids)
Molecular function (GO): tRNA (cytidine-N3)-methyltransferase activity
Source: RefSeq, a predicted model, not a curated record
AUGCCAGCCCUCCCCCCCGAUGGCGACUACAUAACAAUCUCCCAACUCGUCGAACCCCCCACCGUCCCCAGCUGGCGCUCUCACGACCCAGCCCGUAGCGCCAAACGAACCGACCCCUUUGCGUUUGGACAACGCUACCUCGAAGAAGGCGACGACGUCUUCUCCUACAAUGCCUGGGACCACGUCGAAACCGACGAGGAUUAUAAAGCCUAUGCCGAACUGCAAUACGCCAAGCAACGCGAAAACCCCGCUUCAGACUGGCACAAGUCACUCUACAACUCGAACCCGGCAAAAUUCUGGGACCGAUUUUAUAAAAACCACAACCAGAACUUCUUCAAGGAUAGGAAGUGGUUGAGGCAGGAGUUCCCAGUGUUGGCGGAAGUCACGAAACAGGGUGCGGGGCCUAAGGUGGUGUUGGAAGUUGGUGCCGGCGCGGGGAAUACGGCGUUUCCUUUGAUCAAUAAUAAUGAGAAUGAGGAGUUGAAGGUUUUUGCGUGCGAUUAUUCGAAGAAUGCUGUCAAGGUGAUGCGGGAGAGUGAACAUUAUAAUGAGAAGUUUAUGCGCGCCGAAGUGUGGGAUGUCACAUCAGAAGAGGAAGAGAUAGACGGAGAGAUAAAGUCUUCCAUGCCGCCUGGGGUAGAAGAAGGCUCGGUUGAUGUUGUAAUCCUCAUCUUUAUCAUGUCUGCACUCGCACCGGAUCAGUGGAAUGCGGCACUCCGGAAUAUACAUCGAGUCCUCAAACCGGGUGGUCUUGUGUUGUUUCGUGAUUAUGGCCGUGGAGACCUUGCGCAGGUGCGAUUCAAGAAGGAGCGCUAUCUUUCGGAGAACUUUUAUGUGCGCGGUGAUGGAACGAGAGUUUACUUCUUUGAUGAAGAGGAAUUGAGGCAGAUGUGGAGUACUUGGACGCCAGAAAAGGGAUUGCCGAUGGUGAAUAAUGAUAUUAGCACCGAAAAUACUGAUAGCCCUGAAUUGGCAGAGAACAAGGAGGAACAACAGACGGAGACUAGCACGGAGAAAACAACAGAAGAAUCAAUCGACAAGAAUCAAGAAGAACAAGAGCAGACAGAGGACACUGAAGGCGCCUUUGAGGUGCUCAAUCUGGGCAAAGAUCAGAGGCUGUUGGUCAACCGCCAGAGGAAGCUCAAAAUGUAUAGAUGCUGGAUACAGGCUCGUUUCAGGAAGCGAGUCCCUGGUGAGACCAGUGCAGAUCAACAACCGGCACCGACGGCAGAAUCAAUUGCAGAAGGACUUGCGGCUACUACUUUAUAG